AUGAGAAAUAACGUUCUUAUAUGGUUAACUGGAUGGAGCUUUUCCACAUUCAACUCAUUUCACCGGUGGGUGGCGCGGAUUGCAACUGUUGAGGCAGCUCUGCAUGGCAUCAGCUACACGGUCGAAGGAUUUUUGGAUGGAGGCAAAGCUGAAUACAUCGAAAAUUGGUCAGAACAGUAUUGGCGAAUGGGGGUUAUUGCUGUUAUUUCGAUGAGCUUCCUGUGUAUCUUCAGCAUUUAUCCAAUGAGGCGGUAUAAAUACGAAUUAUUUCUCUUGCUCCAUCUGGCAUUCGCUGUGCUCUGUAUUGGGACCCUAUGGUACCACGUUGCCAUUUUCGACGGUCAAUAUAACCCGUAUAUAUGGCCUUGUGUGGCAGUUUGGGUGCUAGACCGGGUCCUGCGCCUAUGUCGUCUUGGGCUUUUAAAUCUCUCCAAGCUCCAAGCCACCAUCAGAUAUAACAAAGACGCUGAUAUCAUCCAUCUGACAGUUCCAGUGCGUGGAAUUUCACGUCCUCGCGCCGGAUCAUAUUAUUUUCUAUAUUCCCUCAAUGGAUUGAAAUUUUGGGAAAGCCACCCAUUUACCCUGAUGUCGUGGAGCGAGGUAGGAGCCCAAAACACAAAACAGGCUGCCUUGGAACUCUCGUUUCUCGUGCGUCCGCAAGAUGGUUUCACGGCUCGACUCCGAGAUCAUGUAUCUCAAAAGUCAUGCAGCUAUAAUGAAUCGGGAACAUCGCAGGUAUCGAUUCGUAUGGCUGUAGAAGGACCCUACGGUCAUACCUUUGGGCUUUCCCACUACCAAAACGUCCUCAUGGUAGUAGGAGGCACUGGAGUCACUGUUGCUUUAUCGCAUCUUUGUAUGAUCCGUGAUAUUGCCGCUGCCAACAAGAAUCCUGCUUUUUCAAUCCGCCGUGUUCAACUGGAUUGGGUGGUGCGUGAUAGCUACAUGUUUGAAGAUAUCUAUGAGAAUGAAUUGUUGCCGCUGUGGUCUUCGCGGGUAUUUUCAGGGGACAUAGGACUUGAAAUCCACAUCUAUGUGGUCGAGGAUGGAAGUACCACACCAUUGUCCGCGACAGACAGGGAUACAAAAAUGAACAGAUUCUCGAGCAAAAUUAUAAGUGACGGGUGCAUGGACGAUACAGGAAAGACUAUGUCAAGUUCUGAUACCCAGUGUGACACUGGUUCUACGCCUAAAAUCACACUAUCUCGAGGGCGUCCGGCGGUUCAGAGACUUGUUCAGGAGCGCGCAGAGGAAUCGCAUGUCAACGAGCAGAAAAUGGCAGUGAUAUGCUGUGGGCCCGGGUCUAUGAUGGACGACGCGCGAGCUGGGGUGGUUUGCUCUAUGGUAAAUGGAUUCGACGAGAUCGAUUUUUUCCCUGAGUCAUUCCGCUGGUAA
Molecule: messenger RNA, 1392 nt
Organism: Talaromyces proteolyticus
Lineage: Eukaryota; Fungi; Ascomycota; Eurotiomycetes; Eurotiales; Trichocomaceae
Product: ferric reductase like transmembrane component-domain-containing protein
Exons: 4
Coding region: 1-1392 (463 amino acids)
Biological process (GO): intracellular iron ion homeostasis; iron ion transport; copper ion import
Cellular component (GO): plasma membrane
Molecular function (GO): ferric-chelate reductase activity
Source: RefSeq, a predicted model, not a curated record